UUGGUCAAGGAGAAGUCAGGUGUGUGAGUCCCGGAGCUGCUGCAGCUGCUGCCGGCGCCCUCAUGAUCCUUCAUUCGAUCAGGGAGUCGCGCUGCAGCUCGGAGCGGAGGAAGAGCCGGCAGAGAAACACACUGACGCUGUGACUUCACCUCCAGCGUCUCUCAGGGACUCUCAGCCUGCUCUCCCCUCUGCGGCCUCGUCCUCCUCUGUGCCGACCAACUUCUGCACCGACAACAACCGAGAACCAUGGCCCAGCAACAACAGAUUAGUCUCCCAGCCAAACUGAUCAAUGGAGGGGUUGCAGGCAUGGUAGGAGUCACCUGUGUGUUCCCAAUCGACCUGGCCAAGACCCGGCUGCAGAACCAGCGCAGCGGGCAGCAGCUCUACAAGAACAUGAUGGAUUGCCUAAUAAAAACAGUUAAAUCCGAAGGCUACUUUGGCAUGUACAGAGGCGCUGCAGUGAAUCUCACAUUGAUAACCCCCGAGAAGGCCAUCAAACUAGCUGCUAACGACUUCUUCCGCCACCGGCUGAGCAAAGAUGGUGGCAGGUUGACGGUGUUCAGGGAGAUGUUGGCAGGAUGCUGUGCAGGAAUGUGCCAGGUCAUUGUCACCACGCCCAUGGAGAUGCUCAAGAUCCAGAUGCAGGAUGCUGGCAGACUAGCGGCCCAGCAGAGGGUGAUGCCCAGUGUAGUAACGACCCUGAAGAUGGGGGGCACCAGCGCUGUUCUGAGCCGUGCCUACAACACCAGCCCUGCAUCUCAGGUCACGCGAGUGUCCGCCACACAGAUCACCAGAGAGCUGCUGAGGACCAAAGGAGUCACAGGACUGUACAGGGGGCUCGGAGCCACGUUGAUGAGGGACAUCCCAUUCUCCGUUGUGUACUUCCCUCUUUUUGCACACCUGCACCAGCUCGGCCAGCGCUCAUCUGAAGACCCGUCCGUGCCCUUCUAUUGGUCCUUCAUGUCUGGCUGCAUGGCCGGAUGCGUCGCUGCUGUGACGGUCAGCCCUUGUGACGUGGUAAAAACGAGGCUGCAAUCGCUCAAAAAAGGAGCAAAUGAGGAAACUUACAAUGGAGUCGUCGACUGUGUCAGAAAGAUCCUGAAGAAGGAGGGACCCACGGCGUUCCUCAAGGGGGCCAGUUGCCGUGCUCUGGUUAUUGCCCCACUCUUUGGCAUUGCCCAGGUUGUUUACUUUGUAGGAGUUGGAGAGUUCCUGCUGGGGUACACCCCCUACAACAUCUACUCUGCAUAAACAAUCUGUUCUCUUAGUUUUUUUUUUUUUUUUCCCUGCCACAUCAUUAAAUGACAGGCAGCCAUGGACCCAGCUCUCUGUUACUGUGUACCUUCUUUAUUGUCUGAGGCUUUCAGAGUGAAACGCCAAGUGGACCACAGAGAUGCCAUUUCUUUUCGAAAUGGUUGUAAAGUACACCUCUUAUAGCAUGCCUAGUUCUGAUUUGAGAGACUGAGGUUGAAACGUGCCUGUCUAUAUGGGCUUCAGUUGAGCUUAUUACAAGGAAAUGAUUGCUUCCUUCACUGGGCGACUUGAUGGCCUGACAUAUAUCAACAUUUCACCCAAGUCAGACUGAACACCAAACCUUUACCCCUGUUUUUGCCAGAUUUAGCCCCCAUCCUUAAAUAUGCCCCCUAUCAGUUACCUUUCGCUGCAACCCUAACCUGUACGUCUUGGUGUCUGCUGUUACGCGGUGCUGCAAAAGGGACCUGACUGUGCCUGGGAGCAUUUACAGAGCAAUAACAGAGGCAGAACAUCGAAACUUGAAUAGCUUUGAUCCUGUUUUAAAGGGUUACAUGUGAAACUGGGCCGUGGACGUUGGCCCCUGUCUAUGUAUAUAUAUAUAUUUUAUUUUUACGCAAACAAAUUAACUUGACUCGAAAUUACUGUCACGUGUUGUCUUUUGAACGUAAUUUGGAAAAGAUCGGGAUUGCUGAAGUGGUUGAACAACACGUCUGGGCUGGCUGUCCGCCGCCAUGCCCUCACCAGGAUCCUAUGUUGUUUUGCUCUCGAAUUGUUUGCCUGCUUACCUACACUGCUUUUACAGUGAGUCACAAGAGCUGUCGCUGACCAUAGUUGCGCACCGGUGUUUAUUUUUCAGGACAAAUGUGGUUGAGGUGUUUGGGUGUUUUUUUUUUUUUUUACUGGGCACUGUGAAUCUUCUGUGGCAGCCUACACAAUCGUUUAUGUAACGUGCAAGCUGAAACUACGCAGCUCAGCGAGGCUUCUCGCGGUCGGUCGGUCCUUCCUCUGUUUGUGACGAGGGUGAUGAACCAGACUGAUGACGGACGGGACUGUAUUAAUGGGAUUCGCAUUUGCUUUUGGGACCAAGUCUUUUCUGGGGGGGGGUGAAAAAAAGUGCAACACGACUGGCGUAUAGCCACUUUCUCUGAGCUGACAGUGGCUGUCUGUGAACGGUCAGAUGUUAGAGAAACAGGAGCCUGCAUGAAUGUGUCAUGUCAGGCAUGUAGGAACAGAGUGCAGGGCUGGGUUGUGCUCUCUCUCUCUCUCUCUCUCUUCUAGAAAAUGUCACCGGUCAAAGUACUUUUGACUGUUUUUCUAAUGUGAAUGAUUCGCCUGUAUUUCUUUCUUUUUCCCCCCCGUAGUUUUCUCAAAGUGAGCAGUUUUAACACUUCGACCUUUUCAAAACUGUUCAAUCAGUUGGAUAUGAUUAUUUAUGAGUUCAUUUUUGGAAUUGCGCAUGUAAAUAAAGAUUUCUUAAUGCUGAAUAAAUAUUUUUAAAUGCAG
Messenger RNA from Acanthopagrus latus (yellowfin seabream), 2757 nucleotides. Its product is annotated as mitochondrial glutamate carrier 1-like. The record is from RefSeq and is a predicted model, not a curated record. Lineage: Eukaryota; Metazoa; Chordata; Actinopteri; Spariformes; Sparidae. The transcript has 10 exons. Bases 247 to 1251 code for a protein of 334 amino acids. Gene Ontology annotation, molecular function: L-aspartate transmembrane transporter activity; L-glutamate transmembrane transporter activity. Gene Ontology annotation, biological process: malate-aspartate shuttle; aspartate transmembrane transport; L-glutamate transmembrane transport.